UUAAAGCAGCUGUCAAGCCAGGGUGAAGGCAGAGUGACCAGGGAAGAGCUCCGCGGUCUGCAGAGUGACCAGGGAAGAGCUCCGCGGUCUGCAGAUUGGACAGGCAAGGCCCUGCCGUGGGGCCACAAGAUGUGACCUACAAUGGACUGGCUCAUGAGGGAGAAACAGGACAAGAAUGACACCACCUUCCAGCUUCUGCCUCCUCCUGCUCCGAGCGCUAGGCAUCUUUGCCCUUGGUCAUUUCACAAAAGGUCAGAACAACACACUGAUUUUCACAAAGGGAAAUACCAUUCGCAACUGCAACUGUCCAGUAGACAUCAGGGACUGUGACUACAGUUUGGCUAACUUGAUGUGCAGCUGUAAGUCUGUCCUGCCUUCUGCCAUGGAGCAGACCAGCUAUCAUGGCCAUCUGACCAUCUGGUUCACAGAUAUAUCCACAUUGGGCCACGUGCUGAAGUUCACUCUGGUCCAAGACUUGAAGCUCUCCCUAUGUGGCUCCAGCACCUUCCCCACCAAGUACCUGCCUAUCUGUGGGCUGCAGAGGCUUCACAUCAAUACUGAGGCCAGGCGUCCCUCCCGGGAGCAGAGUUUGCUCAUCCACAGCAGAAGGGAAGGCAGCCCCAUGCACAAAGGCUGGCAAACGUGUGUGUGCAUCUCAUUCUUGGAUGUGGCUCUUUUCAACAGGGACUCGUCUUUAAAGUCAUACAGUAUUGAUAACAUUUCUAGCCUCACCAGUGACUUUCCUGACUUUUCUUACUUUAAAAUCUCCCCAAUGCCAAACAACAGAAGCUAUGUUGUCACAGUUAUUUACUAGCAUCCUGUGUCCCUCCACCAGGAACUCUGAAAAAGAAAAAAAUAGCAUUUGAACAGGAAUUUGGGAAUAAGGUCGUAAGACAGUUGUCCCUGUUCCUUCUCUUAGCCUCUGUUUACAACAAAGCCACACCUAAGAGCAGCCACUUCUCUUUGUUCCACUUUCAAUGCCAAGAGCAAUUUGACUCCUGAACUAUGUCCCAAGGGCCAGCUAGAAGCUAGGUCUUUGCAACUGGUAGCCUGUGGAGAGCUGUCAGGCUAGAAGGGGGCAGAGUAGAGUACA
Messenger RNA from Mus pahari (shrew mouse), 1093 nucleotides. RefSeq names its product chromosome 12 C21orf62 homolog (gene Epcip). The coding region runs from base 176 to 814 and encodes 212 amino acids. The transcript is spliced from 2 exons. The record is from RefSeq and is a predicted model, not a curated record. NCBI's taxonomy places the organism in Eukaryota, Metazoa, Chordata, Mammalia, Rodentia, Muridae.